AUGAGGGCGAGACCUGACCUCGCUUCCUUCCCCUUCAUCCGAAGAGCCGCCAGCCAGGGCAGCGGUGCCCAGACCACCCAGCUCCUCCUGGAGCCCCCCUGGAGGCCGGCGGUGCUGUGGGACCCUGUGACACUGACCUGCCAGGGCUUGGGGACCGCCGGUGACACCACCUGGUAUAAGGACGGGCAGCGCUGGUGGCAGAAGGGACGCGACCACUUCACUGUCACCAAGAGUGGCACCUACACGUGUGACAGACCCGGCAGCGGGUGCAGCCCACCUGUGACAGUCUCAAAUGCUCUGACAGGACCCCUCUGUCCCCCAGACAAUCUGGUGCUGCAGGUGCCGGUGCUGGCGCUGCUGGAGGGGGACACGGUGACACUGCGCUGCCGGGGCUGGCGGAACCGCACGGUCACCAGGGUGUCCUUCUACCGCGAGGGGGAGAAACUGAGGGGGCUCCGCGAUGGCACCGAGCUGUCCCUGUCCCCCUGCAGCUGCACCACAGCGGUAACUACAGCUGCGAGGGCCUGGUGGGAUCCUGGGUGUUGCAUGAGUCAGCACCGGUUAGAGUUGCAGGUGUCGGCGCGGGAGCUGCUGGAGGGGGACACGGUGACACUGCGCUGCCUGCGCUGGCAGAACAACCCGGUCACCGGAGUGCAAUUCUAUCAUGGGGACAAAGAGGUGGGGAGGCCCCUCAAUGGGGCCGAGCUGUCCCUGUCCCCUCUGCAGCUGAACCACAGUGGAAACUACAGCUACCCCCACAGCCACUUCCCAGCAGACUCAGAGUCACAGUCCUCACCUCCCCUCUCCUUCCCAGAGCUCUUCUCAGUGCCGGUGCUGGAGGGUCCCCCAGAGCCCACCCUGGGGUCGCCCCUGACUCUCAGCUGCCUCAGCACCCCCAGCCCCCUGCGGCCCCCAGCCCCAUUCCUGCACGUGUUCUAUCGGGAAUGGCAGGUGCUGGGUGGCCCGCAGGGGUCCCCACAGCUGCUGGUGCCCUCCGUGGGGGUCUCCCACUCAGGGAAUUACAGCUGCCAGGUGCGCUCCGAGAGGGGGAACGUGCGGAAGAGCAGUGCCCGGCUCCGCGUCACGGUGCUCAUGCCCGUGGCCAAUGCCACCAUAAUCCCCAGUCCCCUGUCACACCAGGUGCGCCCAGGUGACAACGUGACGCUGCACUGCUCAGUGCAGGUGGGCUCAGCCCCUGUCACCUUCACCUGGCUGCACAAUGGGCAGGAGGUGGCGCAGGGUCCCCUUCUGGAGCUCAGGGACAUCGAUGUGGGACAUUCGGGCACCUACCAGUGCGUGGCCACCAACCAGCUGGGACAGGACGGGCACCGCGUGUUCCGGGCACUCAGCCCUGAGCUGGAACUGGAGGUGACACCUGGCUCACCCUGGGUCACAGCUGCCAGGAAGAACCAGGAAAGGGACCCCCCGGAUUCCCCGGACCCCCCAGAGGAGGGGCAGGUGCUGUACACCCACGUCGUGGUCACCAAGAGGGGCCACCAGCGAGGGGACAGCCACAGCAGCGAGGGACAGCCAGUGCACAUGGCUGGGGACACCGGGAUGGCCGGGAAGGUGGCACUGCUCCUGUGGGCCCAGACCCUCGGCCUCGCUGGUGCCCAGACCACCCAGCUCCUCGUGGAGCCCCCCUGGAGGCCGGCGGUGCUGUGGGACCAGGUGACACUGACCUGCCAGGGCUUGGGGACCGCCAGUGACACCACCUGGUACAGGGACGGGCAGCGCUGGGGGCAGAAGGGACGUGACCAUGUCACUGUCACCGAGAGUGGCACCUACAGGUGUGACAGACCCGACACCGGUCUCAGCCACCCGGUGACAGUCUCAAACGAGUGGCUGGUGCUGCAGGUGCCAGCACGGGCACUGCUGGAGGGGGACACGGUGACACUGCGCUGCCAGAGCUGGCAGAACAAACGGCUCACAGACGUGUACUUCUGCCGUGAAAAGAAGUAUCUGACGGGCCCCCAGGAUGGGACCGAGCUGUCCCUGUCCCCCCUGCAGUUGCACCACAGUGGCCGCUACAGCUGCCAGGGCCACGUGAGCCAUGUGGUGUCACGGUGGAGCGUGUCGGAGCUGGUGACAGUGACAGUGCACAGGUUCCCGCCCUCAGGUAUGUCCCUGUCAGCACAGCCCCCUGGGGGACAGGUGGCACUUGGGGACAGCUUGGUGCUGAGCUGCACAGUAGCCACGGGCACAGGUCCCCGGUCCUUCUCCUGGCACCGGGAGGGCUCGGGGACAACGGUGGGCACCGGCCCCCGCCUGGAGCUGCAGCAGGUUGGGGACAAUGACAGCGGCCAGUACCGGUGCCAGGUCAGGGAUGGGGACAGCGUGGCCGAGAGUGACCUCCUGAAUGUCACCGUCCUGGUGCCCGUGGCCAAUGCCACCAUCACCCCCGGUCCCCUGGCACACCAGGUGCGCCCAGGUGACAACGUGACCCUGCGCUGCUCGGUGCAGGUGGGCUCAGCCCCUGUCACCUUCACCUGGCUGCACAAUGGGCAGGAGGUGGCCCAGGGUCCCCUCCUGGAGCUCAGGGACAUCGAUGUGGGACAUUCGGGCACCUACCAGUGCGUGGCCACCAACCAGCUGGGACAGGACGGGCACCGCGUGUUCCGGGCACUCAGCCCUGAGCUGGAACUGGAGGUGACACCUGGCUCACCCUGGGUCACAGUGGCCGCAGGGGUCGGUGGGGCCCUUUUGUUCCUGCUCCUGCUCGUGGGUGUCAUUGUGGCCAGGCACUGGUGGCACUGUGUGGAUGCCAGGAAGCACCAGGAAAGGGCACCCCCAGAGCCCCUGGCACCCUCCGUGGAGGAUCCUCAGGCGACGUACAUGGAGCUGCAAUGGCAACCGUGGGAACCCAGGGACAUCUAUGACAAUCUACACCAGAAGUUGUGAUGCUCUGGGAAGCGGGAGGCACUGGGUGACACUGGGGGUGCUCCCUCCAUGGCUCCUGUGCUUGCCCAUCCUUCCAAGGGAGGUGGGCAUGGGUCAGGGGGAGGCUACACAGGGCACCCUCUGCUCCCCAUUUCCUCUCCCACUACCCCCAAGGGCUCCCCCAUCCCUUUCCUCGUACCUGCAGGGCCUCCCCAGCCCCAUCCCAGUGCCCAAGUACCCUCAGUGACUGCCCCAUUCUCUCCCCACAGUGCUUGCAGUACAGCCAGGGCUUCCCCAUUCCCCCUCCCACUACCCCUGUCCCAUCCCGCUGUAAAAGGGGGAGUCGGGGAGGAUUCCUUCUGAGAGGUUUCUCAGAUGAAAAUGAAGCACAAACAUGGCUAUAUUA
Haemorhous mexicanus (house finch) is the source of this 3286-nucleotide messenger RNA. Its product is annotated as Fc receptor-like protein 5. The transcript has 17 exons. Gene Ontology annotation, molecular function: transmembrane signaling receptor activity. Gene Ontology annotation, biological process: cell surface receptor signaling pathway. The record is from RefSeq and is a predicted model, not a curated record. The coding region runs from base 1 to 2901 and encodes 966 amino acids. Lineage: Eukaryota; Metazoa; Chordata; Aves; Passeriformes; Fringillidae.